AUGCUGUGGCCCGGUUUCACUUGGACUUAUUGUCUUUUGAUGAAUCAUUCUGAUUAUCAAAACUAUCAAUUUGAAAAAGGUGAUGAUCAUAACGAAAAAAAUGCAAUUCAAUAUUACGGAAAAAAUAGUGCUUGUCGAUAUUUCAAUAGUCUUGUCUAUGCACUCUUCUAUAUUAUAUUACCAUUAAUGGUUAUGGUGAUAUUUGGGAUCUUAACAGUAGGUAAUGUAAGAAAAUUAAAUCGUUUAGUUGCACCGGCCAGUAGUACUACUGGGGGUAGUACAGCACUGGCACUAACCGGAUCAUCGAAAAAGAAUGAUAGACAACUAACGAAAAUGUUGCUUGUUCAAGUUCUGAUAUUAACAAUAUUAAACGUUCCAUAUGCUAUUCAACUAGUAUAUUCAACAUUUUCAGCAAAUAUUUAUAAAAGUCCAUUACAAUUAGCAAUAGAAAAUUUCUGCUUUGCUUUAGUACUUGAUUUUAGUUGGUGGGCCUUUGGUAUGUCGUUUUAUAUUUAUACAUUAACCGGACACGUAAUUAGAAAAGAAUUGAAACGUUUAAUGAAAACAGUUUACGAAAACGUAUCACGGUUAACUCACCGAAACUGA
This is a messenger RNA of Didymodactylos carnosus, 606 nucleotides long. The record is from the annotation of a GenBank genome assembly. NCBI's taxonomy places the organism in Eukaryota, Metazoa, Rotifera, Eurotatoria, Philodinida, Philodinidae.